Molecule: messenger RNA, 569 nt
Organism: Suillus fuscotomentosus
Lineage: Eukaryota; Fungi; Basidiomycota; Agaricomycetes; Boletales; Suillaceae
Exons: 2
Coding region: 109-519 (136 amino acids)
Source: RefSeq, a predicted model, not a curated record
AGGCACGGUCGGCCAUUUCCAGAUAAGUUCAAACAUACACAUUACUCGAGCAGUACGAAAAAAACAAUUGUACCAAUCGACUCCAAACUAGGUGUUGCACCAUCAGCCAUGAUACCAAAGCGAAAGCCGAAGCAUAACUCACUGUUGCGACGUGCCGCUCGGGCUGCCAGCUUUAUUUUCAGCCUACGCUUGGCCUACGCAGGUCAAAUUCACUCCACUCUAAGGCGCGCAGACAUAUCCACUGCAGCAUGGUGUUUCUCCACAAAGUCCUCCUUUGGGGCUACACUGUGCACUGACAGACAUAGAUACUGUCAGAGCAACAACAACGGCGAGGAGGGAGAAACGCAUUUUUUGUGCGAGGUGAUAUGGAAUCUUCUGGAGGGGAUCUCGAAUGAUAUCUCUGAGAACGCGGGACCACUGGGGGACAGCGACCAGCUUUUAUAUUCUCUGUACGCUUAUGGGCACAAUUCUGAUCGAUUUGGCAGAAUUGUUCUUGCUGUCAAAUGGCAGAAUUUUUAGCAGAACCUGCAGGAGCGUAUCUAUUUGAUCACGGCCAUUGUUGCCAGCAG